GCUGACCCCCAGACCCUCCCCCUCCCCACCCCCAUGUCGCAGGAUCAAGUCCCCAAGACGGAAAACCUGUCCACCAACCCCUCCCCGCGCCACGCUCCAUCCCCAUCACCCCGUAAACACGCCUUCGGACCCCGGUUCUCUCACAGCCUGCCGUUCCCCAAACUCCUGUCCAAGUCCUAGCCACCCCUGCAGCCCGACAGCUGUAGCUAUCAGGAGGCAGGCGGCCAUCCCUGAGGUGUAUGCCGGGCAGGGGGUGGGGGGGGGGUUGGCCCCGCCCCCCGGCCCUGCAACUCGACCCGGCUGCGACCCCCGGCUCUGACGUCUCGGAAAAUUCCCCCCUGCCCAGGCUCCCCAGGGGAGGGGGUACAUGGUAUGAAAUGGGGCUGAGACCCCUGGCCGGGGACAGAGAAACCCGCCAGAGAACAUUCACAAAGAGCAUCCAUGGAUUUCUGGAACUGGUCUGAAGCGCCUCCACAGGAAGUGCCCCCAGGAAACAGACUGUCAGGGCUGGAAGGAGCUGAACUCGGCUUUUAUUUCCCCGAACUGGCGCUCCCAGGAGACACGCUGUCAGCGGAGGCACGCUGGAAAGGUGGCUGUGGGCUGGGACUCCGGGGAGCUGAGGAAGGGCUCCCACAGCCGGACUGGGGCUCCGCGUUACCGCACCCAGAAGCUCCAUGGGGAGCGGAGCCCGCCCCUCAGGCUCUUCCGUGGUCGGGAGACUGGACGGACUUGGCUUGCAGUAGCUCGGACCCUUGGAGGGGCGUCUCCCAGGCCCUGGGCCCCGCCCCUCCCGGCCUGAACCCCGCCCCCUUCGCUGGUGUGGAGGCGGCUGCGGGCCAGAACUGUACCACCUCCCGGGGAGGGACCAGCUCGUGGCCCAGCGCCCAGGCCGCCGCCAGCUCCACCAACUGGGACUGUUCUAUUGGUCUCGACCGCCCUACCUACUGGGGCAAGGACCUCCGCGGGGAGCCGAACGCGGACUCUACCAUUUCGUGGGAUGGGCCUGUGGGCUCAGACUGUACCACCUCCUGGGUCUCGGAGCUGCAUACGGACUGCACGACCACUUCAAAAGGGUACCAGACUUCAGAUCUCACCACGUCCUCCGAACCAAGCCAGCAGUCGGGCGGCGUAACCUUGGCUUGUUACCCCAAAAAUAAUCAUCGAGGUCCCAUUCAGCUGUGGCAGUUCCUCCUGGAGCUGCUCCGAGACAGCGAGCGUAGCAACUGCAUCCGCUGGACUGGCAACAGCCGCGAGUUCCAGCUGUGUGACCCCAGAGAGGUGGCGCGGCUGUGGGGUGAGCGCAAAAGGAAACCGGGCAUGAACUACGAGAAACUGAGCCGAGGUCUACGCUACUACUACCGCCGGGACAUCGUGCGCAAGAGCGGUGGGCGCAAGUACACUUACCGUUUCGGGGGCCGCGUGCCCGGCCUGGCCUAUCCGGACUGCGCCCGGGUUGGACCGGGAGAAAUGAUCCAAUAAAACUAUCCUAUCAAACUA
This is a messenger RNA of Mustela lutreola (European mink), 1497 nucleotides long. It is a transcript of the gene ETV2, whose product is annotated as ETS variant transcription factor 2. NCBI's taxonomy places the organism in Eukaryota, Metazoa, Chordata, Mammalia, Carnivora, Mustelidae. Gene Ontology annotation, biological process: cell differentiation; regulation of transcription by RNA polymerase II. The transcript has 7 exons. Gene Ontology annotation, molecular function: DNA-binding transcription factor activity, RNA polymerase II-specific; sequence-specific DNA binding. Gene Ontology annotation, cellular component: nucleus. Bases 442 to 1479 code for a protein of 345 amino acids. The record is from RefSeq and is a predicted model, not a curated record.